AAUUAUGCCACCGUCAUAGCUGCCCACCCGCUCGGGAACAGGACCUGUCUCGCACACGGCGACUCGCAUUGUACGCUUUAACUCUUUCCAUGAAAGGAGAACGGAGCGAAAGGUACACCGGUUCUACCCACGCCCCCUGUCUCUUUGCUGUCCUCUCUACCAGGGAGAUCAGACGAUAUAAUGCAACCCUUGCCCCCCUCUUCCUUGCCCCCUCCGGGGCCCAGCAUUAUCAUUCUUUCCAUCCAGAACCCGGCGACCAGCCAGAGCGGUCCGCUCUGGCGGAACCCAUGCGUCGGCACGCUGGCGGGCAACUACAGGGUCCCGCAGGACUAUAAUGUCGAGUACUCACCACAGGAGCCGCAUCCGGCCGAGCAGAGCCAGUCCACACACGCCUACGACACGCACCAUCGAGGGUCCCUCGGGGGCCCGUCAUCGCUGCAUGACCCCCCGGACCACCACUCUCACCACUCUCACUCUCACACGAGCCACCAUGGCCUGUCGCAGCACCACCCGUCCGCCCACCACCACCAGGUCCUGAUGGAUCCGGGCCAGCUGGGCGGACACGCGGCGCCCCGGCACCUGGGCCAUCCCGGGCCGUCGCACUAUGCACCUGGACCGUCGCCUCACUCGGUCGUUGCGCCGCUGUAUCCGUCCAUGGUCCCCACGCCCGGCAGCACGUCGGUCAAGCGCCGGCGGCCCAGCGACCUCGAUCUAGCGAUCCCUGGCAUCCCCGACCUCGAGCACAGCGAGCUGGAGUCGAUGCAGCAGUCCCAGAUGGGAGGCGCGUACGGGCAGGCUGGCGGCACAGUCUCGACCCACCACCACCACCGCAUGCCCGACGCCGCUCCCCCGGCAAAGAUGAUGCGGCGCGACUCCCAGGGGGGUGGCGGGGGAGCGCCAAGCGUGGUCGGGCAGGCCGGCAUGCCGCCUCCUGCGCCGAGGCCGCGAGGGCCCAAGCUCAAGUUCACGCCCGAGGACGACCAGCUCCUGAUAGACCUCAAGGAGAACAAGAGCCUCACCUGGAAGCAAAUCGCUGAUUUCUUCCCCGGGAGGUCCAGCGGCACGCUCCAGGUCCGGUACUGCACCAAGCUAAAGGCCAAAACGACGCAGUGGACAGACGAGACGGACCAAAAGCUUCGGACGGCUCUGCAAGACUAUGAGAGGGAAAAGUGGCGGAUUGUGGCCAGCAAGGUGGGAACGGGAUUCACGCCGAUAGCUUGCCAAGAAAGAGCUGCACAAAUUCUUGGCACUCCCUUAUAGCAAUCAAUGUCCUCGCCAGGAGCUUCGGUUCCUGGGUCUGGGGACACCACCGCACACUACACGCACCAGGCUCCCGACGCCGGUGCGAGCCACCACCUCUAUGGUGGCCACUAAGGGCUUCGUUCGAACGCCCGCCAUGACUUGGAGCAACAGCGGCCAGGCCCAAUGCGCGACUCCGGCGCGCGUGUGAAUAAUCUCUCUGCCGACGAGACCCACGACAGUCCACCAAGGGCUUGGUCAAAGCACCAAAGCCCCCUCCAACCUCCCAAGGAAUCCGCAAAUAUCACCCUAGUGGACGGAACGGGGCUAUCGGAUAGGCAUAACAGCAGCGCCCAGCACGACUCUGGGGUGCAACGCUACGGCCCGUAAGCAAAUGGGCAGCUGAGGCAGCUGGCACUUUGGCUGCCUCGGACUUUUGUCCCAUCUUUGCUUUUUUCGAACCCUUUUUCUUCUGUCCACACCUCGGGGGUUUCUUCUUUCCCUCCCCCUUCUUCUUUCUUCUUUUACUCCCAAUUUUGGAUUUCCUUUUUGUCACGUUGCAUGCGCCCCCUUUCUCUUUCCUUUUUUUCUACCACCACCUUGCUUUCGGGUCCGAAGAUCUCUUAGCAUUAUUGCUGCGCCGGGGCGGAAACUCUCUCUUCUCCCUUGUUGGCGCGACUUGGUUAAGCUCGACUCUACGCGGGCGGGAUAAUUAUCGAGAUACCCCCCGACCCGUUGGUGUUGACGCUACCGGUCGCGUUCCGACUCUCCAUAUUGCUCAGAAGACUUUUUUUUCUCUUCCUUUUUUUCUGUUAUAAACCCUGGAUGACAUAGACAUUUCAUUACGUAUCGCAUCGUGGGAAGGGACGGGCUCGGGCCGAGGCUGGUGCAGGACUCCCUGCCGCCAGACUGAGGAAGGGUGGGUGUGGAGUUGAGUAGUUUGUCUUUUCUUUGGCUUGGAGUCAAUGAUGAUUAUGGUCUCGUACCGCUUCGGAGGAGUCUAUGGGCACCCAUCUUCUCGAGCUGCUUCCCCAUGGCCUAGUCAGCCGGAGGGUGGAUCCGGAGGGGGGGCGUCCAAGAGACAAGGCAGGCAUACUCGGAAGCUAGAGGGCAUCUCUCUGGCUGGUUUAGGUGACAUGAGGAUAAAUGAUGCAUUACAGGAAACAUACGAAUACCCCCACGCGCGAGUUUUCAGUUCUUGGCGAGACCAUAUUCUAAACACAUUUUUUCUUU
This is a messenger RNA of Gaeumannomyces tritici R3-111a-1, 2472 nucleotides long. Its product is annotated as MYB DNA-binding domain-containing protein. The record is from RefSeq and is a predicted model, not a curated record. Bases 181 to 1260 code for a protein of 359 amino acids. NCBI's taxonomy places the organism in Eukaryota, Fungi, Ascomycota, Sordariomycetes, Magnaporthales, Magnaporthaceae. The transcript has 3 exons.